Humulus lupulus (European hop) is the source of this 705-nucleotide messenger RNA. Its product is annotated as AT-hook motif nuclear-localized protein 23-like. The transcript has 3 exons. Gene Ontology annotation, cellular component: nucleus. Gene Ontology annotation, molecular function: minor groove of adenine-thymine-rich DNA binding; DNA-binding transcription factor activity. The record is from RefSeq and is a predicted model, not a curated record. The coding region runs from base 1 to 705 and encodes 234 amino acids. Lineage: Eukaryota; Viridiplantae; Streptophyta; Magnoliopsida; Rosales; Cannabaceae.
AUGGUCCCUAUAUAUAUAAUAACAAACGCAUUACAAAUUUUUCCAUUUCAUGUCAACCGCAACGGUCACUUCAACGUCGAUGACGACGACAACAACUUUGAACCCCACUCAGGUGGGGGCUUUGAUCUCAUCUCGGGUCAUCAUCAAAACUCCGGUGGUAUGGCCUCACGCUGCCCCAGAGGCCAACCACCUGGCUCAAUGAACAAGCCAAAGUCGUCGAUGAUCAUCACACGAGAGAGCGCAAACACUCUCCGGGCCCACAUCUUGGAGGUCGGAAGCGGCUGCAACGUCUUUGACUUUGUCGCCACCUAUGCCCGGAAGCGGCAGCGUGGGAUUUGUGUCCUCAGCGGAAGCGGCACCAUCACCAACAUCACGUUUUGGCAUCUCGCCGCAACCGGAGUCGUGGUGACCCUCCACGGAAGGUUCGAGAUAUUUUUCCUUUCGAGAUCGUUCUUGCCCUCGCCUGCGCCACCGGGCGCCACCAACCUCACUGUAUUCUUGGCCGGUGGACAAGGUCAGGUGGUCGGUGGGAAUGUUGUUGGAGCCCUAGUUGCAGCCGGUCCGGCCAUUGUGAUAGCUUCCUCUUUCACGAACAUGGCAUAUGACUCUUUUUUUUCAGACCAGCACAAUUUUUCACAUCCGAUUUACAUAACCGAUUCAACAGGUAUAAAGUUUAAAAAAGAAAAACAUCAAAAUUGUUCAUAG